Molecule: messenger RNA, 297 nt
Organism: Rangifer tarandus platyrhynchus (Svalbard reindeer)
Lineage: Eukaryota; Metazoa; Chordata; Mammalia; Artiodactyla; Cervidae
Source: the annotation of a GenBank genome assembly
UCUCUCAAGUUAUCCCCCCCCCACCUUGGUAGCCACAGUUUGCUUUCUAUAACUUCCGUCUGCAGGUCCCAUGGAUUCCUGUCCAGGCAUCUCUCCUGGAGCCCACUGCCAGUCUCCACCGCCCCGCCCCCUCGAGCGCAUCAUCCCAUUCACAGUUCUUCUAAAACCCAACGAAAGUCACCUCAUUCCUCUGCUCAAAACCUUCCAGCAGGUUUUUGUCUCACUAGACAAAAAGCAAUGUUCUUUUUAAAAACAGGAGGCUGUUUCACUGCUCUUAGCAGUCAUAUUAAGAUGAAA